AUGGCGACAUAUAUACCCAUUGAUUCAACAACAGUAAAUCAAGACAUGAACAAGGAGAAAAGCAACACAAAACCAAGAAUUUUAAAAUAUGAAGAGCAAAUUUACGAAUAUGUCACACCAUCAGAGAAUCAGCCAGCUGAAACAACAGAAAAGGAAACGCUGAAAUAUAAAACAUUUAGUACAUUUUCUGCACCCUCAAAGUCAGAGGAAACAGAAGAAAUUUAUCAGGACUACCUUCAAGAAAAUAGAACUCCACAAGAGGUACUUGCUCUAGAACCAGUUCCCCAGAAGAAGAUAGAAAAAUCAAAGGAAAAAAAGGACCAAACUCAUGCUUGUGUAAAAGCUAGGAAAAAACGUCGUGUGCAGUAUGAUAGAACAGAACCAGAGGAUGAUGAUGUGAUAAGACAUAUUAUUAGGCUAAGAGAAAAGUUUGGUUGGCAAACAAUAUUACCACAGUAUAAUCUGAAAUACAGAUCUUCCAAAACUGCCGUUCAGAAGAUUGUUCUAAAGGAACGUUUGAAAGAUGAUGGGGAAUUUGUAUAUUGCCUUCCUCGGAAAAAUCCUAAAGUCCUUUAUAAUCCAUAUAAUCUUCAGGUAGUCUCUGCCCACAGAGCUAGACAUUGCAAAGAAUUUUGGAUUAUUACUGCUUCAUUUGUCUCAAAGGUUACCAAAAUAGAUGGUGAAGAAGAAAUAGAAUGCAUACCUACUUUGGAAUGGCUAUUAGAAAGAAGAUGUUGCUAUUUACUACAGCAAUUCAAGAUAUUUUAUAAUUUUCGAAUUUGUAAAGCAUUUGUUACUUGGAAAUUGAAUGUUAAAAGAAUUAAGACAGAGAAAAGCAGGUCAUUUUUGUACCACCAUCUGUUUUGGGCUGAUGAGUUAUAUCAGGGCUGUUUGCUUUACAUAAAGGGACUUUGUGAAGAUGCACUUAAUCUCAAAAAUGGAAAUGAAUAUGAGGAUAAUCCGUCUGCCAUAUGCCUUGUAAAGCUGGAUAGUUCUCGAACAUAUUCUCUAGAUGAAUUUUGUGAAGAACAGUUACAGCAAGCUACCCAGGCAUUGAAACAACUUGAGGAGAUCAGGGCUAAAGCUAUUUCAAGAAUGAAAAGUACAUUUUUAAAGGUGGCAGAAAAGAAGGAAGUUAAAGAAUUUUUUGAGUCACACCUCUAUGAAGAUGACACAACACAUUUCAAGCUGUCUCAAUAUCGACAUUUAUUAGAAACAAUGUUGAGGUUUCUGAUGCUGGUUGACUACAUAUUUCAGGAACUCAUCCGACAACUAAUGAAUAGUGCAGUCACACUACUUGUGGAAUUAUUUAAUAAUUCUGCUAGAAUGCCAUUUUCAGUGGAAAAAAAGAAUGAAAAGCUCAAAGUAUACAAAGACAUCUUUGCUUUCGCUGGAAAGACAACAAAUGAUUGUGAAGAACUUGUUAAUAAUUCAAACUUACAUGCCACUUCUGUUCUAAAGCCAGAAGUAAAAACAAAAGCUGAUAUUAAGGAGAUUUUGAAUAGUACUAAAGUGAAUGCGGAUUUGAGAAAAAUAUAUGCACCAAUAUUUGAAGUAAAUCUACACUUGAGAAUUCCUGCUGAGAGUGAUUCUUCAGAAAAUUCCAAAGAGAGCUUUCUUGAGUCUGACAAGUGCUCUGAAAAAUCUGUGAGGUGUGAAGAAGAUGAAAUGUCAAAAAGUGAAGUUAGUUGUGUUGUAAAACACACAAGUGAAGAACUCCCAAUAAUGAGACCGAAAAAAUUUAGUUACAACCUUCACGAAUUUUUUUCAGACAUAGAAAUCUCCACUGAGUUUGAGAAUGAAUACAUGCAUAAUGAAUUUUUAAAAUUCCCUACAAAUCUCUCUAUUGCUCCGAACAGAUUGGAGUUUUCAAUAAAAAUUCAAAACAUGGUGACUGAUAUUGAAAAAUGUAUAACCAAAAUUAUUCCUCUUUACCAAGAUCCCCGCCUGUCUAUCUUUAAUGGUUUGGUUUUAAUUAUGGAUUUACCUAAUAAGACAGGAAGUAUAAUGGACUAUAAGAAGCAAACCAGAUGGCCAGAUUGUCAGCUCCUUUUUGAAAUGGAUCCAGCCUACCAAAAUCAAAUUGUGUGUCUCCUGACUGUUAUUAGUAAUUCAAUGGACCUAGUUAAUGCUUACAGCUGCAAGUUUAUAAAAUAUUGUACUAUGGUAGAAAAGGCUAAAAUCAUGAGUAUGGAAAUAUCUAUGGAAGAAUUAACUUCAAUACGGUUUAAACUUAUACUAGAUAACUUUAUGAACUAUCUUAAUCAUAUUGUUAAUAUGGCCAUUGAGAAACGCAUUGGUAUUUUCAAUGUUUUAAGUCUUGAUUAUCAGUCAGAAUGCUUACCGCAUGUUGAGAAUAUCAUACACGUAAGCUACGACCUCUUGCGCUCUGAAAUUGAAAAAAAGAAUACACAUCUAUUGGAAGUCGUAGAAUCAUCAUUGCAAAAGCUGGACUGUGAUCCCACUGGAAUAGAAGAAUUUUUAGAACAUUUUACUUUUUUGAGUGCACUUUCUUCAAAAAUGUCUGCAUUAGAGAAAGAAUAUUCAGCAGUUGCUCACCUGUAUUCUGUUUUAAGGGAUCACCAGAUCCAUAUUUCAGAAGAGCAAGUUGCCACAUAUAACGUCCUUCUUUUCAAGUUUGGUCAACUAAAAACUGCUGUGAAGUUAAGUGAAACAAACAGAGAUGCUGCUAUUACUAAAUUCAGAGACAGUUUGGAAGCAUACAUCACUGGUCUCCGGGUUGACAUUAGUAAUUUAAAGGCCAAAAUAAGAACUCCUGCCCUGUCAUCUGCUGGUACUCAGGUGUCAAAAGCAAUGGAGACCAUCCAGGCUCUCUCAGAGGAAGCUGCCAGUUUAGCCAACAAAGUUAAAACGUAUUUAAACUAUCAGGAUUGUUUGGAUGAUGCCAAGUCUCAUAUACGUUCUCCUAAUGUGGAAGAGCUAACACAGAUUGUGCUGUCAGAGAUCUCUGACAUCGAUUAUGACUUAACCUUAAGGAAAUUAUUAUGGGAGGCACAAGAAGAAUGGGGAACACUCGUUAGUGGGUGGAAGAAUAGCACUCUUCACAGUAUUGAUAUAGAAUCAGUACAGAGAAAUGUUUCAAAAUGGAUGAACAUCAUCUUUGUACUAGAAAAAGGUUUACCUAAAAACGACAUUGUAGCACGUCUUAAGCAAUCGGUGACAGAUUUUAAACAAGGGCUGCCUAUCAUCAGAGCUCUAGGAAACCCCUGUCUCAAGCCAAGGCAUUGGGAGGCACUCCAGGAGAUUAUUGGAAAGUCAGUGUCGCUUGGUAAAAACUCUACGGUGGAGAAUCUCCUAGUGCUCAAAAUGUUUCAGUAUGAAAGUGAAAUAAAUGAAAUAUCAACCUCAGCAACUAAUGAAGCUUCUCUUGAAAAAAUGCUGUUUAAGGUUAUUGAACUUUGGAAUAGAACUCCUUUACAUUUAGUUCUUCAUUACACCGAGACUUACUCUGUCCUAAUCAUUUCAUCUUUAGAUGACAUAUUAGCUCAGUUAGAAGAGUCUCAAGUCAUACUUGCAACAGUUAAAGGAUCUGCCUAUACUGGUCCCAUUAAGGUUCUUGUGGAUAAAUGGGAUCAAAACUUGACUCUUUUCUCUCACACUCUUGAGGAAUGGAUGAACUGUCAAAGAACUUGGCUAUAUUUUGAACCAAUCUUUCAUUGUUUAGAAAUACAAAGGCAGCUCCCAGCAGAAGCAAAACUCUUCUCUCAAGUGAUUUCCAUGUGGAAAGAAAUAAUGUUAAAAAUACAAAACAAACUGGAUGCUUUGCAAAUAGCCACCUCUGCAGGAGUCCUCGAAAUUCUGCAAAAUUGCAAUAUACACCUUGAAUAUAUAAAGAAAAGUCUAGAGGACUACCUUGAAAUGAAAAGAAUGGUUUUCCCACGAUUUUACUUUCUUAGCAAUGCUGAGCUUCUUGAUAUUCUAGCUAAGAGCAGAAAUCCCGAGUCUGUCCAGCCUCAUCUUGUGAAAUGUUUUGAAAAUAUAAAACAGUUAGUAAUAUGGAAACAAGAAAUUGGCCCUGCAUGUGUGAUGAUGUUUGUAUCUGCUGAAGGAGAAACUCUUGUGCUGCCAAAGAAAAUUCGUGUAAGAAGUGCUGUAGAACAGUGGCUGGAAAAUGUAGAGAAAAGCAUGUUUAAUGUACUAAAAAAAUUUGUAAGUCAAGGGAUUGAAGACUGGAACUGCCAACCUUUUUCUCAUUGGGCUGUAUCUCAUCCAGGACAAGUGGUUCUCACUGUGAGCCAGAUCAUGUUUUAUAAUGAUUGUGUCAGAAGUUUUAUGAGUUCUCAUUCAAGAGAAGAGUUGGAAAAAGUCCAUGCUGGUAUGCUGUGUGGUCUAGAAGAGGUUGCAGAGCUGGUCGUGCUGGAUACUAAUAACUCUCGAACAAAAACGGUGCUGGGGGCGUUGCUUACCCUUUAUGUUCACUGCAGAGACAUAGUGAGAGAUUUACUACUUAAAAAUAUCUGCAAUGCAGAGGAUUUUGAGUGGACAAGACAUUUGCAAUAUAAAUGGAAUGCAAAACAAAAGUUGUGCUGCAUAUCUCAAGGAGAUGCCUGCUUUGCUUACGGCUAUGAGUACUUGGGCUGUACCCCAAGACUGGUCAUUACGCCUCUCACUGACAGAUGCUGGCUAACUCUCACUGGAGCACUACACUUGAAUCUAGGAGGCUGCCCCUCUGGUCCAGCUGGUACAGGAAAAACCGAGAGUGUCAAAGAUCUAGCAAAAGCUUUAGGCAAACAUUGUGUGGUCUUCAGCUGUUUUGAGGAUUUGGAUUAUAAGAUAAUGGGAAAAUUAAUUUUUGGACUAGUUCAGUCAGGAGCGUGGUGUUGUUUCGAUGAACUCAAUCGAAUUGAUGUGGAAAUUCUCUCGAUGAUUGCCUCACAGAUCCAAGCAAUUAAGGCUGCAAAGGACAGCUAUUCUCUCAGGUUUGUACUGGAAGGAAAAGAAAUUCGUAUCAGUGUGUCUUGUGCAGUAUUUAUCACCAUGAAUUAUGGAUACAAAGGUCGAGUAGAUCUUCCAGGUAACUUAAAAUCUCUGUUUCGCCCAGUGGAAAUGAUGAAUCCCCAUUAUCAAAUGGUUGCUGAAGUAAUGCUGUUUUCAGUUGGUUUCAAAUCUGCAAAAUCACUCUCCAGAAAGCUCGUUAACUUUUACGAACUAGCCAGCACAGAGCUCUCAAGACAGGAUCAUUAUAAUUUUGACCUGAGGACUCUGAAGACAAUUAUAACAAUGGCUGGAAAGAAACGGGAGUUUCAAUGUAACAUGAGUGACAGUCUCUCUGAAACAGAUGAAACUCUGAUCAUUAUUGAGGCUGUAAGAGAAGCUAGUAUACCGAAAUUUCUUCCAGAAGAUGUCCGACUUUUUGAAAAGAUUAUAGAAGAAGUUUUCCCUGAAGCGACUGUGUCCACAGUAAAUCAAAUUGCCUUGGAGAAAGCAAUAUCUAUUGCAACACAGCAUUUGGGCUUGCAACAAUGGCCAGCUCAGAAAGAGAAAAUCAUACAGUUUCAUAAUCAACUUCAGGCUUGUACUGGUGUGAUGUUAGUGGGCCCAACUGGUGGAGGAAAGACAACAGUCAGAAGAAUUUUAGAAAGAGCAUUAAUAUUGUUACCAAAUGAAAGUUUAUUAUCAACCAAAGAAAGAAAUUCUCUUUCCCAGAUUCCAGAAAUAAAAAGAAGAGUAGAUAUUUGUGUUUUAAAUCCAAAGUGUAUCACUCUUGAUGAACUAUAUGGACACCUGGAUCCCAAUACUAUGGAGUGGACUGAUGGAUUAUUAUCAUCAACAAUUCGAAAUUAUGUGUAUUUUAACGCUACAGGGAAUUCAAAGAAAGACAAUGAUCUCAGACCAAAGUCAAGAAUCUCAGAUUUAUCUGAUGUUUUCAAUCUUGAGUCCUCUGAUACAGCAGAUAUUGAUGAUAAUAUUUUUGAGGAGAUGAAGAAAGAUACUAAAAUUCUAGAAAGUCAGGACUUCGAUUGGCAGUGGAUUGUCCUAGAUGGUCCAGUGGAUACCUUUUGGGUAGAAAAUCUGAAUUCUGUGCUAGAUGACACUCAAACAUUAUGCUUACCAAACAGUGAGAGAAUAGCUUUAACUAAUAAAAUAAGAGUGAUUUUUGAGGUGGACAGUCUCUGUUAUGCCAGUCCUGCUACUGUUAGCCGAUGUGCAGUGGUCUACAUGGACCCUGUUGCUCUGGGAUGGGAGCCUUACGUUAAGUCGUGGCUUACGAAAACUUCUAAAAUUAUGAGUCAGUCGGGAGUGGAUUGUCUUGAAUUCAUGAUUAAUAAUAGUGUCAAAAAUGGACUACAGUUUAUAAAGAAGCAUCAGAAAUUUCAGCCAUUUCCUGUACAGGACAUAACAAUCGUUACAACUCUCUGCAGAAUUCUUGAUGCUUUCUUUGAAUUCCUGGGUAAAAAUGGAGGCUUUGGAGAAGGUGAAGAUUUGAGGGACAUUUCUGAAGAGACUGAAGAGAAAAAUUCUUCAGAUUCAAUAGUUUCUGUCAAAUUCAAGGAUAUAGAAGAAAGAACUGAAAAUACAUGGUAUCUGGGGAAACAUCCUGAUCAAGUAAAAAUAAUGAUUCAAAAGCUUUUCGUGUUUGCAUUUACUUGGGCAUUUGGAGGAACUUUAAAACGGGAAGAUGAACAUGAAAAUGACAUACUGUUGUAUUCAAGUUUUAAACUUGAUUCUCUUGCAAGAGUAACCUAUGAUUUUGACAAACUUGUUCAUGAAUUAUUUGAAAGCAAUUCACAAGUAGGCAUUACUCUACCAACUGGUGAACAUUCUAUCUUUGGGUAUUUUGUGGAUAUACAGACAUGUGAAUUCGUACCAUGGUCAGAAUUACUUCCUAACAGUCAGACACUAAUUCAAAGAGGAACUUCAGUCCGAGCUGAUCUUCAAGAAUCGGGUGAAAACCUCUUGAAGGCAACAGAAUAUAGAGAGAACAUUCAUCACACUGCUACCAGAGACACAACAUGCCUUUCUUUUCUCAUAAGCCUUCUUUUAAAGAAUUCCUGCCCUGUACUUGUCACAGGAGAGUCCGGUGUUGGGAAAACCACUGCCAUUAAUCAAAUGAUUGAAAAGUUAGAGGGCUCAGGAGCAUUUGAUGUGAAAUAUGGGUCAAUUUUAGGAGAAGUCCUGUUAUAUAAUGAAAUUAAAAAAUCAAGGUACCUGAAACAGAGUAUCAACAUGUUGCUUUCCGAAACUCAUAAAACAGCAACUGGAAGUUUAGAUAAGAUUACUAAAGAGCCAGAAGUUAGAACUGAUGAAAGUUCAUUUAAUAAUAAUAAAGGAAUUAUAGUUUCUACAAUAAAUUUUACCACCAAAAUAACAGCUGCGAAAACCAAGGAGAUGAUUCUUAAGAAGUUAAUAAGAAGAACUAAAGACACUCUUGGAGCACCAAAAAGCAACAGGAUUGUAAUAUUCAUUGAUGAUCUGAAUAUGCCAGAAAUAGAUAUGUAUGGAGCACAGCCACCCCUGGAAUUAAUCAGGCAAUUACUAGAUUUGGGAGGAGUUUAUGAUACUGAAAAAAUUGCAUGGAAGAAUAUUCAAGAUCUCUCUCUCGUUGCAGCCUGUAUUCCUCCCGUUGGUAGGAGUGUUAUUAGCCCACGUCUUCUCAAACAUUUUUCCAUUCUAGUAUUGCCUCAUCCUCCACAAAGUGCUUUACGUACUAUUUUCCAGGCUCAUUUGGGAAUGUAUUUCUCCAGCAAUAACUUCACAGCUGAUGUUCAGAAAACUAAGGAUCAAAUAAUAUGUUGUUCUCUAGCUAUAUACUAUCACAUAUGUAAGAAUAUGUUACCAACGCCAGCGAAAUGUCACUAUGUGUUUAAUCUUCGAGAUGUGUUUAAGCUUCUCCUAGGAUUGCUGCAAGCUGACAAGGCUGUUAUUAACUCCAGAGAGAUGGCUGCUCUGUUCUUUGUUCACGAAGCCACCCGAGUGUUUCACGACCGCUUAGUCGAACAGACUGAAAAAGGGCUUUUCUAUCAGUUUCUUUCAAAGGAACUUGAGGAUUAUUUUCAGAUUCAAUGGACCAAAGAAACACUGAUGAAUGACUCAACUGUAUUUGUGGAUUUCUUGGAUAUAAAUAAGCCUCAUAGAAAAAAGAUCUAUCAGAAUACCAAUGACUAUAAUAAACUUGCCAGGGUACUUAAUGAAUUCCAAAUGAAGUUGAGUUUAACGUCUCUGGAGAUUUCUCAUUCCACGGUGUUCUUCAAGGAAGCCAUAGAACACAUUACAAGAGCUGUUAGGGUCCUUCGGCAACCAGGGAGUCACAUGUUACUGAUUGGAAUAGAUGGAUGUGGAAAAGAAACGUGUGCAACCUUGGCCUGUUAUGUUUCAGAAUACAAAGCUCACCAAGUGCCUAAAUCUCACAAUUAUACCUACAUGCAAUUCAAAGAAGACUUUAAAAAGGUGUUUCUUCAAGCAGGAUUAGAAGGGCACCCCACUGUUUUAAUAGUUGCUAAUUUAAACCCAGAUCAGGAGGCAUUUUUGGAAGAUUUGAACAGCAUUCUCAAUUUGGGGAGAAUACCUGACGUGUUUGAAAAUGAGGAGUUGGACUCUGUUGCACUAAGGAUUAAAUCUCUUGCUGAACAGUUUGGUUAUAUUGAUGACAGACAAGCUUUACUUUCAUUCUUCCAAAAGAGAAUAUGUAAAAAUCUUCAUAUUUUUAUGAUAAUGAAUCCUAUAGGAGCUAACUUUCGCCAACACUGUAGAGUAUAUUCUUCUAUGAUUAGCGCUUGCACAAUUGAUUGGUAUGAGAAGUGGCCAGAAGAGGCUCUCCUUAUUGUAGCCAACUCUUUCUUAGAAGAAAAGGUGGAUUUACAGAACAGAGAGAACUUAAAAGAAAAGCUUGCUCCAACAUGCGUUCAAAUCCACAAAAGUAUAAAAAAUUUGAGCACAGAAUACUUUCAAAAAACUAGAAGGCAUUAUUAUGUCACUCCCAGUAGCUACUUCAGAUUCAUGGAUACAUUUGUGCAUAUUUUGAGGUCACAAGAGAAGGAAAUGCAAACAAAGAGGAGUCAUUUUUAUAUGGGUCUCUCCAAGAUCCUGGAAGCUACCACUCUAGUCACAGAGACACAGGAGCAGCUCUUGAUUCUUGGCCCUCAGAUAGAACAAAAAGCCAAGGAAAAAGAAAUCUUAAUGGAAAAACUACAAAAAGAUUCUCAAGUAGUUGAGAAAGUUCAGAUGCUUGUUAAACAGGAUGAAGAAAUUAUGACAGAAGAAAUAAGAAUUGUGGAAAACUAUGUUCAGAAAAUUGCCCAUGAACUGAAAACUGUACUGCCACCUCUAGACAAGGCAAUUGCGGCUCUACGUGCCUUGGAUAAAGCCUAUGUCUCUGAAUUAAGAGUAUACACGCGUCCUCCUUUCCUUGUACUGACUGUCAUGAAUGCAGUUUGUAUUCUUCUGCAAAAGAAACCUAACUGGGCUACAGCAAACUUACUUCUUUCAGAGACUGGUUUCCUAAAGAAAUUGAUUAACCUUGACAAGGACAGCAUACCUGAGAAGGUUUUUGUGAAGCUGAAAAGAAUUUUAAUGUUACCUGAUUUUAACCCAAACAAGGUUGCUCUUGUUUCUCUUGCUUGUUGCUCUAUGUGCCAAUGGGUGAUAGCUUUGAAUAACUACCAUGAAGUACAGAAGCUGGUGGCCCCCAAACGAAUGCAAGUAGCUGAAGCCCAAAAUGUUCUAAAAAUUGCACAACAAAGAUUGGCUGAAAAACAAAGAGGUUUACAGCUGAUUGAAGAACAUCUGCUGUGUUUGCAGGCAGCUUACAAAGAUAUCGUUGCUGAAAAGGAACUAUUAGCAAAUCGAAGAAAACUGGCCACCAGGCGCUUGCAGUGUGCAUCUGUCUUACUAACUACCCUGGAGGAUGAGAAGACUCGAUGGCAAGAAAUAAUCAAUCGAAUAGACAGCAAGUUGGAAAGAAUUUGGGGUGACAUAGUUAUUUCAGCAGCAUGCAUUGUCUACAGUGGAGUGUUAACAGCAGAAUUUCGCCAGUUGAUUGUGAAUAAGUGGGAGAAUCUUUGCACUGAAAACAACAUUUCUUUGUCUUCUAACUUUUCUUUAAUUGAAGUCAUGGCACAAAAACAUGAGAUCCAUCAAUGGUAUCAUCAGGGGCUACCUCUUGAUCAGUAUUCCACAGAGAAUGCUAUCUUGAUCAAGCACGGCCUGCAGUGGCCACUGCUAAUUGACCCCCAUAAGCAAGCACACACCUGGAUCCGUCAGAUGGAAGGAUCUAAGCUGCAAGAGCUCUCCUCUGAGGAUAGCAAUUACAUCCAAAAAAUAGAAAACGCUAUGAAAAUAGGAGGGAGUGUCCUCUUGCAGAAUCUCCCUGAAACAUUAGCUCCAAGUUUAAAGGCAAUUUUGAAGAAGGACAUCUAUCAGAAAAGAGGGCAAUAUUUCAUAAGGGUUGGUGAUUCGGAGAUUGACUACAAUUCCAAAUUUAGGUUAUACAUGUCUACAGAAAUAGACAACCCCCAUUUUUCUCCAUCAGUUUAUAAUUUUGUUACUAUGAUCAACUUCACGGUAACAUUCCAAGGUUUGCAAGAUCAGCUCUUAUCUACUAUCUUAACUCAUGAAGUUCCUCAUUUAGAAAAUCAGCGUUUCCACCUAUUGGAGAGUAUUUCUCUUGACACUAUGACUCUUGAAGAACUGGAGCAGAAAACAUUAAAUUUACUGCAGAACACACAGGGAUGUAUACUAGAUGAUGAGGAAAUUGUAGACAUCUUAAGAGAAUCCAAAAUUACUGCAAAUGAAAUUUCAAAGCGCAUCAAUGCAGCAGAAAAAGCAGAAAGUGAAAUUCAAGCAAUACGUAAAAACUAUCUCCCCAUUGCUACUCGAGGUGCCCUGCUCUACUUUCUGGUGGCUGGUCUGACACAAAUCAAUUACAUGUACCAGUUCUCCCUAGAAUGGUUUCAUCAAGUUUUUGUGUUAUCAGUAGUUUCCAGCAGCAAAGAACAAGAACACAGUUUCAAAAGGGAGAAUAGGUCUCUGAAAGAAGUUCAGGAAAUUACAAAUCUCUCAAAAGAACCUAAGUUAAAAUGUGAGGAAAAUCCCUUAGAGAGGCAUCUUAAAAAUUCAAUAAAUGUGUUGACAAGAAAUAUUUUUAAGGUGGUCUCUUCGGCUCUAUUUAAUCAGCAUAAACUUUGCUUCUCCUUUCUGCUUUGUACUACAAUCAUGCAACAUAAUGCUAAUGAAAGUCUACCUCAGGAUGACAUUGGAUUCCUACCAGAUAAAGAAUGGAACAUCUUCUUAUAUUCUGGCAUAUGGAUAAAUAUUCCAGGUGUGAUGCCCCCGCCUAGACUUGAUAGCUUAUAUGAAAUGUGUAGAAAUCGACAUCUUCAGUGGUUAUCAGAUUCCAUGUGGAAGCAGUGCCAAUAUGUCAACAGUCAACUAGAACCAUUUUCUCUUCUAUGCAAAUCCCUCUUAUCAAACACAUCCCAAUGGAAUGCUUUUAAAAACAGUAAGGCUGCAUAUUUUCUGAUGAGCAUACCCUUCUCUUCAGAAAAUGCUUCAUCGGAGGACAGUGAAAAAUCACCGGAGGAAACUGAACUUGUGAAUGAAAAUGAAGAAUUAUGUAGUCCUAUAUAUUUUCCCUGGGAGAAACUCACUCCAUUUCAAAGACUUAUUUUGAUAAAAAUUCUUAGGCCAGAAAGUUUACAUAAUUCCGUGAGUAAGUUCAUAACUGAAAAAAUAGGAAGUGAAUAUAUUCACAGAACUGGAAAUACCUGGAAAGAAAUAUAUAAAGAAUCCAGUGCCAGAACCCCACUGAUACUUAUUCACUCCCAUGGGAUUGAUAUCACCGAUGCACUCCUGAAAUUUGCACAAGAGUUAAGAGGAACAACCUAUCACGUGACCAUGAUUUCUCUGGGCCACGGCCGGGAAGCUAAGGCAGAAGACCUCAUUGCUAAGGCCCUAACCAAAACAGAACAAUGGGUCAUUCUCCAGAACUGCCAUCAUGCAGCAUCGUUUAUGCCAAGGCUUUGCACUAUUGUAGAAUCAUUUAAUAGUCCAGGUGUGGCAGUACACCCUGAGUUUAGGCUAUGGUUAAGCUCAGAAUCAAGCAGUUCUUUCCCAAUUCCUCUUCUUCAAAAGAGUUUAAAGAUUGCUGUGGAAAAUCCUCUGGGACUGAAAAGUAAUUUACUUCAGACGUUUGGACACAGCGGGCCUGGAGUGGUAACAGAAGAAAUAUUUGAAAAACCUGAAUGUGGACCAUGGUGGAAAAAACUUCUAUUCAGCUUAUGUUUUUUCAAUGCUCUGAUCAAUGAAAGAAAAAUAUAUGGAGUAUUGGGCUGGAAUAUUGAUUAUCAAUUUAGUUCUUCAGACUUAGAGGUGGCCAUAAAGGUGAUGGAAAAUACCCUGACCAUGCAGUCCAGUGUCCCGUGGCAGACACUGCGCUACCUGAUUGGGGAAGUGAUCUACGGUGGCCAGGUGACCGAUGACUGUGACAGGCGGUGUCUGAACACCCUUCUCUACCAGUUUUGUAACCCUGAAGUGCUGAAAGAUGACUUCAGUUUCUCUACUGAGGAGAUAUGUCAGCCAGUGCCAGAAUCUGCAAGCAUAAAGGAUUACAUACACAUUAUCCAGUCCUUACCUGACGAUGACCCUCCCGAGCUUUUAGGAUUGCACCCUGAGGCCACAAGGGGCUGCAGGGAGAUCCAGGGCCAAAGUCUCAUUGAUAAUCUCAUUGCCCUGCAGCCAAGAACAAUCCCGACCAGUGUCAUGAUCAGUGGUGAGCAGAGUAAUGAUGAACUGGUGAUGGAAGUUUUAUCUAACAUGCUGAAGCGGCUGCCACUGUCUGUGGAGAAAGAAGAAUGUGCUCGAACUCAAGGCACGCUGAAGUGCAUCAUGUCAAGCCCCGUUUGGGAGUCUCUGUAUAAAGGUCUCAAAGGCUAUGAUCCCCUUAUCCAUUGUGUCUUGCUAACCUUUUUGAAACAAGAAAUGGAACGAUUUGAUAAGUUAUUGUUUGUUAUACAUGAAUCUUUGAAAGAUCUUCAACUUGCUAUAAAAGGACAACUUAUCUUCACCCAAGAAUUGGAGGAAAUGUAUGACUCUUUUCUUCAAACGAGAGUGCCAGCAUUGUGGCAGAAAUAUGCCUACAAGUCAUGCAGACCCCUGAGCUCCUGGGUUAAUGAUCUCAUCCAGCGACUGAAUUUCUUCAAUACCUGGGCCAAAAUGGCUUACACUGCAAUACAUCGCAGGUAUAUGGUACUUACCACAGCUUGGAAGCACCCUGUUCCGUCACCCAGCCCAACACCCAAACAUCCUUCUGAUGAAAACAGUGAUUUCUUUGAAGGAUUUCCCACAAGAUACUGGCUCCCAGCUUUCUUCUUUCCACAAGCCUUUCUCACUGCUGUGCUUCAAGACUAUGGACAGUCCCAAGGACUCUCUCUUGAUCACCUGACUUUCACCCACCACGUGAUCUCAGACACCACUAACAUCCAAGAGGAGGAGUUCUCCAUAAUCAUCCAGAGGAAACUCAACAUCGUCAGGAGAGCUUUUAAGGGCACAGCCCCCACACACGUUGGAGUUCACGUUUUUGGUUUAUUCAUCGAGGGGGCAAGGUGGAAUCAUGAACAAAAAACUCUAGAAGACUCGCUGCCUCGUGAGAUAUGUUGUGAUUUUCCCGAAAUAUACUUCUUGCCAACAAAGAUUUCUACUGAAAUCCCAAGUGCUUCUAACCAGACAGAUUCAGAACUCCAGACUUUUGAAUGCCCAGUUUAUCAGACACCUGCGAGGUCCAGGACCAUGGCAACCACUGGCUUACCCUCACACGUUUUAACUACAGUGUCUUUAGCCACAAAGAAACCGCCUAGUCACUGGAUCACAAUGCAGGUUGCAUUGCUGUGUGAAGAGAAUGAAAAAUAA
Messenger RNA from Rhinolophus ferrumequinum (greater horseshoe bat), 13863 nucleotides. RefSeq names its product dynein axonemal heavy chain 14 (gene DNAH14). Gene Ontology annotation, biological process: microtubule-based movement. Bases 1 to 13863 code for a protein of 4620 amino acids. Gene Ontology annotation, molecular function: ATP hydrolysis activity; dynein intermediate chain binding; ATP binding. The record is from RefSeq and is a predicted model, not a curated record. Lineage: Eukaryota; Metazoa; Chordata; Mammalia; Chiroptera; Rhinolophidae. The transcript has 85 exons. Gene Ontology annotation, cellular component: dynein complex.